CUGUGAAGAUAAAAGCUGACGACACGAGUCCUGAGUGUUGAGAGUUGAACAUCAGUGACAUGAAUUCUGUCGUGUUGACGGCUUUUGCUUUUCUACUUUUACGAGAAUGUAGCGGUCAGUAUUGCCGAAGUCUCUGGACUUACUAUGAAGGGUCGUGUUACAUCUUUGUGAAUGAGAACAGCAACUGGCAUGACUCCAAGUCCAUCUGUGAAACUCUUCGUUCCCACCUGGUGGAAGUGACUUCUGCUGCAGAAAACAACUUCGUAGCCAACAUUGUGAAACUACACAGAGUCACAAGCGUCUGGACUGGCCUGCAGGACUUUGAAGAGGAUGGACUCUUUGUCUUCUCGUCAUCACUACUCCCACUACAGCCCACUGACUACAGCCACUGGCAGGCCAGACAGCCAGACGAUGGUCGCGGUGGUGAAGACUGUGUAGAGAUUUACAGUUCUGGCGAGUGGAACGACAAUGACUGUGAUGACUCUAGGAGCUACCCCUUGUGUGAGCAGCUCUCUGCUGAGGAGCCAGUUGGGUGAAGCUGACCUUCGCAACAGCAUCAUGCAAGGACUAACUAUUCACACUUGCAAUUUUUGUCCAUUCGACAGGUCUCCGAACAUUGUUAAAUCUUGACAUCUUUAUCACAUCUCAUAUUGUAUGGAAAAUGGCACAAUAAAAAUAAUACGCUUAUUGACA
Molecule: messenger RNA, 693 nt
Organism: Pomacea canaliculata
Lineage: Eukaryota; Metazoa; Mollusca; Gastropoda; Architaenioglossa; Ampullariidae
Product: C-type lectin domain family 4 member M-like
Exons: 5
Coding region: 60-536 (158 amino acids)
Molecular function (GO): signaling receptor activity
Source: RefSeq, a predicted model, not a curated record